AUGGCUAUGAAUUCUUCUAGUGCAUCUAAUGCAAACACCACAAACAAUAUAUGUGGUUCAUUGCCUUCUUCUACGCAAUCUAGGGAUCCGGCAUGGGAACGGGGUGAACGCAAAGACCCAGAAAAUCCAAAUAUUAUUACCUGUUUGUUAUGUAACAAAUUAAUCCGUGGUGGUGGAAUCAUAAGGCUUAAGGAGCAUCUCGUAGGAAAGUCAGGGAAUACUUCACCAUGUCCGAAUGCAACCACUUCUGUUAUCAACAAAGUAAAUCAGUUGUUUGCUGUAAAGAAGACCGAAAAUGCUCAUAGGGCUAACAUUGAUUUAGCGUACCAGCGUACAUUCAACUCUGAUGAAGGCUCUGAUGUUGACACAGAUGUUGGGGAACAACAAGUUGAAAUUGAUGGCAAUGUUGGCAGUGGUAGUGGUGUUGUUUUACAUGUUCAAAAUCAGACGAAGAGAAAGCGAAUAACCCAAAGUAAUACAAGAGGUCCUAUUGAUUUAUAUAUGAGGACAGAUCACAAGAAAACUCAAAAGGUCACCGCUGAAAGGAACUGUGCAGUGAAAGAGAAGUUAUUGAAGACUGCAUGGAAAUGCAUAUCAUCUUGGAUGACUGAGAAUUCAGUGGCAUUUAAUACCGUUCGUUGCCCAAGUUUCAAAGAAAUGAUCUUUGCAAUUGGUGAUUACGGGAAAGCUAUGCCCCCCCCCCCAUCUUACCAUCAGAUUCGUACCAAUCUUUUCAAGGACCGAUUAGAAGAAAUGAGGAUGUUCGUUGAUACCUUUAGGGAACAUUGGAAGAGGUUUGGAUGUUCUAUCAUGUCAGAUGGUUGGACGGAUGGGAAAAAGAGACAUCUUAUUAACUUUUUGGUGAAUUGUCCUAAAGGUUCAGUAUUUUUGACGUCUGUGGAUGCCUCAGAUAGAACCAAUGAUGCUGAUUUCAUUCGUAAGCUUGUAAAGGAGGUAAUUGCUGAUGUUGGUACAGAAAAUGUGGUUCAGUUCAUUACUGAUAAUGGUUCUAACUUCAAUUAA
Messenger RNA from Papaver somniferum (opium poppy), 1023 nucleotides. RefSeq lists its product as uncharacterized. The record is from RefSeq and is a predicted model, not a curated record. The transcript is spliced from 2 exons. Bases 1 to 1023 code for a protein of 340 amino acids. NCBI's taxonomy places the organism in Eukaryota, Viridiplantae, Streptophyta, Magnoliopsida, Ranunculales, Papaveraceae. Gene Ontology annotation, molecular function: DNA binding.